GAUUGCGAUAAAGUCACAACUCUCAAAUUCCAUAGAGUUUAGUUCAAUAAGUGUAUUAACUCCUCAAGUUGGGUAGUCGUUUUUUUGUUUAAAAAAAUGCAAAUACCACCUCCCCCGCCUCCUCCCCCUGGUGGAUCUGUAACGAUGGUGCCUGAACCCAGGAGUUCUCCAAUUUUGAUCGUGAUGAAUGUUAUAAAUUCUCUGACACAUAUGGUCUUGGGCGCAGUGGCUUGUAGUGCUUUCAUUCUUGUACAAGUUGGAAUAUGGAAUACGCAUUUCUCUCAGCAUGUCUAUUUGUGUGUUACAGGGUAUGUUAUUCUUAUGGCAGUAGCAAUAAUGGCAUAUGAUCCAAACACGAGCUGGUCAAGGAACCUCAAAUACCAAGAGAAGAGGAUCAGCCACAUUAUUCUCCAGACCGUGGGUUCAAUAUUGGCGAUUACCGGCAGUAUAAUACGAAUAAAAAACUUGAACACCAAUUUUCAGACUGCCCAUGGUAUUUUAGGGCUCGUCGCAAUGAUAAUGACAGUUGUUAGCCUCCUUGGUGGGCUUACGAAUUUAUUUUUAUCCGGGAACAACAAUCGGCUCCUGAUAAAAACUGUUCAUUCCUGUUUUGGCUCCCUUACUCUAGUCAUCGCCUUCAUAUGCCUCGGGCUUGGAUUCGACAACGCUUUCAGAGUUGUUUUUGGUAACCCUGCGGCUAAUAUGUGUAUAUCUUUCACUGUAUUCGCAAUAGUAGGCAUUGUAUUACCUCCCACACUUAAUACUUUCAAUAGAAUAUUUAACAAAUAAAUUAUUUUUAUUUUAAAUAUUAGUAAAUUUUUAGAAUAUGUUAUAAGUAUACGAUAAUUACACGUGCGGUAACUAAAUGACAGUAUUAUUAAAGGAAACAAAUCUUUAUAUUACCGUUUAAUAUAGAGAAAUUUGUAUGUAUCUACAAAAAAUAUUAACCAAUUUCUAGCCUAUUGCAUAUACAGUUAUUUGUAUACAAAAUUAGGUUUAAAAGGUGUUUUAGUUUUAUUUAUAUAUUUUUAUAUAUAAUUAUUAAGUCUAUAUAUAAUUCUAU
This is a messenger RNA of Amyelois transitella, 1063 nucleotides long. RefSeq lists its product as uncharacterized. Lineage: Eukaryota; Metazoa; Arthropoda; Insecta; Lepidoptera; Pyralidae. The transcript has 3 exons. Bases 97 to 789 code for a protein of 230 amino acids. The record is from RefSeq and is a predicted model, not a curated record. Gene Ontology annotation, molecular function: transmembrane monodehydroascorbate reductase activity.